AUGAUUUUUAAGCAUGUGAUAAGUUUAGGGAGGAACUUCGUGAAUUUGGAUUUGGGCUAUCAUAUCAAACCGUCUCUGACUACCAUAACACAGAAGGCUAAUUUGUAUACCCAUGUUGUUAGAUGCUUAGCAUCAUCAAUUUCAAACCUACAACAGAAAGAAAAUGUUGGUGGGCAGCUGAUAAAGAAAGCCCCCAGAGGGCCCUACAUGAUUUUCUCAAAUGACAAAAUGUCUGAACUUCGAUCAGCAAAUCCUGGAUUAAAGAUACCAGAACUUGGCAAGAUGGUUGGUAAAAUGUGGAGAGAAAUGCCUGAAAAUGACAAAAUGCUCUACAAGGAAAAGUUUUUAAUUGAAAAAGAGAAGUUUCAGGAAAUGAUGAAGAAAUUGUCUGAUGAUGAGAGGAAACAAAUAAAAGACGAGAAGAAGGAAAAAAGAGUGCAGAAGCAUGCCAGGAAAAUAAAAAAUAUGAAAAAAAAAUUAGGAAAGCCCAAGCCCAGUGACACCAAUCCUUACAUCUUAUUUGCAAAAUCUAAAAUGCUUGAAAGAGGAGAUGCCAACUUAAAUAUGUAUGUUCAAGGGGUUUCUGACUUUUGGAAAAAAAUGCCAGAGGAAGACAAGCAACCUUUCAUAGAACAAGCCAAAAAGAACAGUUUGAAAUACAGAAAAGAGUUGGCUGAGUGGGAGAAGGAAAUGGUGGCAUCAGGUCAUGAAGAUCUUAUUUCAAAGUCCAAGUUGAAGGUCAUAGCAAGGAGAACUAGUUCCAAAAUGAUCAAGACCAAGAAAGGAGCUUCAAAAAGUCCAAUUAAGAAAUUAGCACCGAAAAAAGCCACAAGGAAGAGAGGCAGCAAGUCAGCACCAGUUUCAAAAGCUGCUGCUGCUGCCGCUAAAACAAGCACAUCUGUAAAAACAACUUCAAAAAAUGUAGCAAAAAGUUCAGCUAAGGAAACGGGAAAUAAUGAAAAAGUGAGCCCUUCUCAAAGUAAACCUAACAAAUCUCAGAAGAAAACUUCACCUACUAAACCCAAAGUUUCGUAA
Molecule: messenger RNA, 1035 nt
Organism: Helobdella robusta
Lineage: Eukaryota; Metazoa; Annelida; Clitellata; Rhynchobdellida; Glossiphoniidae
Exons: 8
Coding region: 1-1035 (344 amino acids)
Molecular function (GO): DNA binding, bending
Source: RefSeq, a predicted model, not a curated record